Molecule: messenger RNA, 1414 nt
Organism: Trematosphaeria pertusa
Lineage: Eukaryota; Fungi; Ascomycota; Dothideomycetes; Pleosporales; Trematosphaeriaceae
Product: Fumarylacetoacetase
Exons: 2
Coding region: 104-1414 (436 amino acids)
Biological process (GO): homogentisate catabolic process; L-tyrosine catabolic process; L-phenylalanine catabolic process
Molecular function (GO): fumarylacetoacetase activity
Source: RefSeq, a predicted model, not a curated record
CAGCUUCGCCGUCUCCGUCACCAGCCGAUGGGAAGCAUCGAUACGACGAUAAUGCUGUCACCCAGGCCUCCCUGAGCAGGCACCACCAUCCGAUCGCCUCGCCAUGUCUGCACGCCCGUCGUGGUUCAGCAUCCCCCGCGGCUCGCACUUCUCGCUUGCGAACAUCCCCUUCGGCAUCAUCUCCACCGCGUCGUCCACGACACCGCGCGUCGCCGUCGCAAUUGGAGACCACGCGCUCGACCUCGCGGCUUUCGCUGCAGGCAACGGCUUCGCUGCGCUGUCCACGAUCCACCCGCAUCAAGCCGUCUUCUCCCAGCCGUCGUUGAACGCGUUUGCAGCCCUCGGCCGGCCCCUCCACUCGGCUGUGCGAAGCUACAUCCAGGCCGUGUUCGCCGCAGACACCCCAUGCCCUGAAGCCCUCAAGACCAAUUCGGCGCUCCAGAAGCAGUCUCUGCUGCCGCUCACCGACGUCCAGUGCCAUCUGCCCUUCAAGAUCGGGGACUACACCGACUUCUUCGUCGGCCUCAAUCAUGCCUACAACUGCGGCCUCAUCUUUCGGGGGCCCGCAAAUGCGCUCCAGCCAAACUACAAGCACCUCCCGGUGGGCUAUCACGGCCGAGCAUCGUCAGUAGUCGUCUCGGGAACGCCGAUCCGCCGCCCUCAUGGCCAGAUCCUGACAAACCCCUCGGCAGAGAACAAGGUUCCCACCUUCUCGCAAUGCAAGAAGCUAGACUUCGAGCUGGAGUUGGGCGCCUUUGUCUGCAGAGCGAAUAACCGGGGAGAACCGGUGCCCAUCGGCAAGGCAGAAGAGAGUCUGUUUGGCCUCGUCUUGCUGAACGACUGGUCAGCGAGAGACGUACAGGCAUGGGAAUACGUGCCUCUGGGCCCCUUCAAUGCGAAGAACUUUGGCACGACUAUCAGCCCCUGGGUUGUGCUGACGGAUGCCCUGGAGCCAUUCAAAGUCAAGGCUAUCGAGAAUGACGCCCAAGUGUUGCCAUACCUUAGGGAGAAGGACGAGAAAAGCGUCUACGACAUUCAGCUGCAGGUUGACCUGAAGACAUCAGCGCAAUCUGGAAACACGUCUACAAUCACCAAGACGAACGGUCGGCACCUGCUCUGGUCCUUCCCUCAAAUGCUGACGCACCAUACCAUCACUGGCUGCAAUCUCCAACCGGGCGAUCUGCUCGGUUCUGGAACAAUAAGCGGAACGUCGCUGUCGGAAUGCGGCAGUCUGCUUGAACAAAGCGAGAAUGGGAAGACCACAGUUCACAUUUCGGGCGGAGAGGAGAGAACGUUCCUCCAGGACGGCGACGAGGUUACCCUUACAGGGGUAUGUGGAUCGGACGAGGAAGCUUUGGUUGGCUUCGGUCAAUGUACCGGCAAGAUUGAGCCCGCGCUGACUCUCGAUUUUUGA